AUGAGAGAAGAUAGAGGAUAUAAAGAAAAUAAUGCUAUCAUAUCAACGUGCGACAUCACUGUAACAACUGGUUUUGAUGUUAUUCUUGACAAACCCAUGUGUCAUUCAUUGGAACAAACUCGACAUUUGCCUCGUGCUGUUGAUGAGACUGGCCGUUCGCUUUGCUUAACACAUACGUACACAGACUAUUCGAUGGUCAAACAAGUCCGUCAAAUGAUUUUACGCUAUGAUAUUGGUUUAGUUCGUAAAGUGUAUGUUGAAUAUUCACAAGGUUGGCUGAGUCAUGACAAUGUAAAUUCGAAACAAGCACAACGGCGUCUGGAUCCUAAACAAAGCGGCCCAUCAGGAUGCUUAGGUGAUAUCUGUGUGCAUGCUUUUAAUUUGACUGAAUAUGUUGCUGGACUUCAAGUUACUCAUGUAUGUGCAGAUUUACGCUCAGUUAUAGACGGUUGUCAACUUGAUGAUGAUGCUAGUGUACUCUUACGUUUCAAUAAUGGAGCAAGUGGCGUUCUGAUGGCUUGA
Messenger RNA from Rotaria socialis, 522 nucleotides. The record is from the annotation of a GenBank genome assembly. Lineage: Eukaryota; Metazoa; Rotifera; Eurotatoria; Philodinida; Philodinidae.